Molecule: messenger RNA, 977 nt
Organism: Aphidius gifuensis
Lineage: Eukaryota; Metazoa; Arthropoda; Insecta; Hymenoptera; Braconidae
Gene: Prosbeta2
Product: proteasome subunit beta type-7
Exons: 4
Coding region: 101-964 (287 amino acids)
Cellular component (GO): proteasome core complex
Molecular function (GO): threonine-type endopeptidase activity
Source: RefSeq, a predicted model, not a curated record
GGUUUGUGUUAAUUUUUUUUUCGUGAUUUGCUUUAUUUUCUGUGACAGUGAGUUGAAUUUUUUUAACUGCUAAAUAAAAUAAAUCAACAAAUUUACAAAAAUGGCAACAGCUUUAGCACCAGAAAUUCCAAUUCCAGGAUUUUCUUUUGAUCUUUGCAAAAGAAAUGAAAUGCUUGCAAAGAAAGGUUUUACUGGACCAACACCUCAAAAAACUGGUACAACUAUUGUCGGUAUUGUCUAUAAAGAUGGAGUAAUUCUUGGUGCUGAUACAAGAGCAACUGCUGGUGGUAUUGUUGCUGAUAAAAAUUGCCGAAAAAUUCAUUAUUUAUCUGCCAAUAUGUUCUGCUGUGGUGCUGGUACAGCUGCAGACACUGAUAAAGUAACUGGAAUGAUAUCAAGUCAAUUAGAACUUCAUCGUUUAAAUACUGGACGUGUACCACGAGUUGUUACAGCAAACAAAUUGUUGAAACAACAUUUAUUCCGUCAUCAAGGACACAUUGGUGCUGCAUUAGUACUUGGUGGUGUUGAUAUUGAUGGUGCACAUCUUUAUUCAAUUCAUCCACAUGGUUCAAGUGAUUAUCAUAAAUUUACAACAAUGGGAUCUGGUUCAUUAGCUGCAAUGGCUGUAUUUGAAAGUAGAUGGAAGCCAGAUAUGACUGAAGAGGAAGGAAAACUUUUAGUUGCUGAUGCAAUAUCAGCUGGUGUUUUUAAUGAUCUUGGAUCUGGUAAUAAUAUUGACAUGUGUGUUAUUCGUAAUACUGAAGUUCGUGGUUCAACAUUUGAUACACGUGCUGCUGAUUAUAUUCGUCCAUAUAAUAUUGCUAAUGUCAAGGGUACACGUGAAGGAAGUUAUCGUUAUAAACGUGGUACAACAGCAAUAUUGGAUAAAACUGUACGUCCAAUAAUCAUUGAAACUGAAUCAGUAAGAAAAAUUCAAACAGAAUCAAUGGAUACAUCAUCAUAAACAUUCAAGGGAA